This is a messenger RNA of Priceomyces carsonii, 1191 nucleotides long. RefSeq lists its product as uncharacterized. Gene Ontology annotation, molecular function: lipid kinase activity. NCBI's taxonomy places the organism in Eukaryota, Fungi, Ascomycota, Pichiomycetes, Serinales, Debaryomycetaceae. Gene Ontology annotation, cellular component: membrane; intracellular membrane-bounded organelle; cytoplasm. The transcript has a single exon. Gene Ontology annotation, biological process: phosphorylation; sphingosine biosynthetic process. Bases 1 to 1191 code for a protein of 396 amino acids. The record is from RefSeq and is a predicted model, not a curated record.
AUGAGUGAAGAAGUCGGCGUUGUAGACAUCUUCUAUCAUGAAGAUACUAAGGAGCUCGUGCUGGUUGAGAAAUUACCAGACUCUUACACUGUACUAACUAAACGAGUAAAUGAGGUCCCAAGUAAUGUAUCAAUUGUUUCGAAGUCUAAAGUUUCUAGCCAUCUUUUUGAAGGAAGGCUAGUUAUUUUAGACUCCACUACUUCUGGCACAGGAAGAAAAGACAAGACUGACGUCUAUAAGUCGAUUAUUUUACCAAUAUUUAAGGAGAUCUUGGAGUUAAAAUAUGAUUACAUCGCCACAGAGAAUCUGAAUUCAAUUGAGCAGUUUGCUAAGUCUUUAAAGGAUAGCAACGAGGACGUCACUGUCAUAUUUAUAAGUGGCGAUACUUCAAUUAGUGAGUUUAUCAAUGCUCUCCCUUCAAUUGAAGGAGGGCUUAAGUUGAUAGUAUUUCCUAUUCCCGCAGGUACGGGGAACAGUCUCGCCCUCUCUUUGAAUAUCUCAGACCCUUUAGAAGCAGUGAAGAAAAUUAUAUCUCAAGAUGCUAUAGACCCAUUGAACCUUUACGAGGUGGCUUUCCCCAACGGUUCGUAUCAUCUUUCAAAGAAUGAAAAGGUUGGCCUCAUUCAAGAUCCUUUAAAGUUUUUGGUAGUGUUGUCCUGGGGCUUCCAUGCCUCAUUGGUUGCCGACAGUGAUACUCCUGAAAUGAGAAAGCAUGGAAUUGAACGGUUCAAGCUUGCGGCCUACUCCAAUCUUUCCCAGGCGCAAAAUUAUGAAGGUCAAUAUUUCAUCAAUGAUCAAGUAUUUGAUGGUCCUUUUGCUUACUUAGUUUUCACAUCAGCUAAGAAAUUUGAACCCACCUUCGAGAUUCUGCCAAAGGGAGACAUCCUCGAUGAUAGUCUUUACAGUGUGUCUUUCAAAUAUGAAGAUGAGCCUGACGGCAAGUAUAUUUUGGAUAUUAUGGGCGAAGUUUAUGACAAAGGAAGGCAUGUUGAAGACAAAAGAGUAAACUAUGAGAAGAUUACUGUCGGAGAUAAGAUAACUUUGAAAACAAAAAACACCAUUUCGCCUAGGAAGAGAAGGUUUUGUUUAGAUGGGAGCAUUAUUCUUCUUCCCGAAGCUUCAGAACAGGAAUUGAGCAUAAAGCCGACAGGAAACCAACAUAGAGGUUGGCUCAUAUAUUUAUUACACUAA